Molecule: messenger RNA, 7308 nt
Organism: Biomphalaria glabrata
Lineage: Eukaryota; Metazoa; Mollusca; Gastropoda; Planorbidae
Product: rotatin-like
Exons: 49
Coding region: 218-6946 (2242 amino acids)
Biological process (GO): ciliary basal body organization; centriole replication; centriole-centriole cohesion
Cellular component (GO): centriole; centrosome; ciliary basal body
Source: RefSeq, a predicted model, not a curated record
GAAAUGUUUUUGUAGGCUGAAGAGUUUGUUGGUGUAACUUGAAACUAUUGCUUGCCCCUAGAAUCUAGAUCUAGAUGUCCAUCAAAGUGAAUAAUAGGACGUGUGAACGUUGAAGAGAAGGUUAUCUAUUGUCAGACGUGAGAUAGAAAGGGCGUGUAUUAGAACUAAAUUUGUAAUUCUUAAGGUGUAGACCUAAAAGAUAUUGUCAAACUGUGAAAUGGGAGAUCAGUUGAGAAAAGAUGUAGACUUUAACGGACUUUUUAGAAAGCUUGGGCAUUCUCUUGAAGAAAUUCGGGUUCGUGCAUUGGAGAACAUCCAGUCCAAGCUGGAUCAUAAGUUGAUUUGCUAUGCGGACAUCAUUCAUGAGAAGCAACUAUAUAUACGAUUGCUGGAAUGGUUCAAUGUCCCAGACUGUACACAUAAAACAGAAGUUCUUUCCUUGUUAAAUAGAUUGUCUCAGUAUUCCUCUGGUGCACAGCUGAUCCAAGAUAUUGGUGGUAUUGAGUUUUUAACUCAGCUUCGUUCAGACAUUGAGCCUGCCCACAGACCAAUUAUAGAUCAAAUUCUGGAAAGUAUCAUGAUUCUUCCAGAGACCAAAGAAGAAGAACAUGCAACAGAAUGUAUCUACCAUAAACCAACUGAUAGUGCUAUCUGGGGUGCAUCAAGAGGCUCAGACAGCACAGGUUUACACAUGACUGCCAGUAUGGACAGACUGAGCUUACAUGACACUCCAAGCUAUUUCACUACAUCACCAAGGCAAAGUGGCCAAUGCACUGGUCAUCAAGUUGACAUGGUUGCCAAUAACUGUGGCUUGAUAUGUUCUGACAUAUUUAGGAAUCAUGAUUCACAAGAUCUUGGCUUAUUUCAUCUGUCCACCUUCCCUUGGUUACCUCUGACACAGACAGACCAGCAAGUGAUAGAGUCAACUAAAAGCACUUUGCAAACAAAAGACCCAACAAUGUUGAUUGGUGCCUGUGAGUUUCUGGCUGAUGUUGUCUUCCAAGACUUCCCCGCUGAGUUGUUCUUACAGAGGCCAGAAAUCCUAAAGAAUCUGUUGUCCAUCACAUCUCUCCCAGAUCCUCUAGACUGCCUGAUUGUGAUCCAAGCUUGUAAAACCUUAACUUGUUAUUUGAAGAGCCUUCAGGUCAGGAUACAUAGUUUCCAGGAUCCGUCCAUGUAUACAUUGAAACAAGAUUUUAAUGCCUCAUCAUCUACUGACACAUCUGCAAUGCACUCCACUGACAGCAGUCGAGGUGCUUACCCACAGAGAAGAAACUACUUUGAUUGGGGUAACCAACGACAUCGAGGUGAUGGACAGGAUGUAGAAACUACACCUUCUGAUAGUAGAUCAUCUAGUGUGAACACUGAGCCUGAUGACCAGCUUGACAUGGAUGAUGAGCCAUCCCUAAUUCAACAUCAACUGACUGUUCCACAGUUCUGUGUAUCAGUGCUGCAGCGGAUCUUGCCAAAGAUGCACACUUCCUCUAAAGUGCUAGGUGUAGCUGUGAUUGAGUUGAUCCAGGAAGCCUUGAACCUGUUGAUGCCAACUUUAGAUAUGGGCAUUUGGACAGACAAUAGGAGUACUUCUCGGGAUGUGGUGGACAGGUUAGUUGAUUGUGUGGAUUGCUUCACUGACCUCUUAACCUAUCACCAUCAUCGUCAACAUACAAUCACCCCAAAAGAGUCUAGUUUGGCUGAAGUUUCCACUCAUCGUAUCCUCUACAUGGGUUUGGUUCACACACUGACCAGUUUUCUCACAAUGAUGCCCUUAGACAUGGUACAGUUACCAGAGAAACUCAAGUUAAUAGUACCAAGUAUUGUCUAUGAUGAGGCCUUGGCUCUUGCCAAUUCCAGAUACAGAUCUGUCAUGUUGGCUGUGGCCCAAAAACUGGGCCUCUCUGUUCCCACAGAUUUCCAACAUGUGGUAGACAUAUGUAGAUCACUCAACAAGACAUGCCAGUUUUGUAUGCAGGUUGAUGCUAAGAAUGUGAGUGUAUCAGAUCUAGCAGACAUGGCAGAGGAAUCCAUUUCCAGUCUGAGUUAUCAUCUUCACUUGCCAUUUGUUUCAAGAUUUGUCUGUUUUAUUUCUAAAUUGUGUAGCAGUAAGGCAGCAGAGAGGUCAGUAGUAACUCAGUGUACUGGUGUCCUACUACAGCUGAUGUCAUAUCCUAUUGACAGUGUUAGGCUAGUAUGCUACGUGACCAUUGCUGACACAAUCAAGAAAAAUCUUCAAGUGAGCCAAGCCACAGAUCCAAAGUCACAGUCCUGCUUGCUAACCAAGUUUCUCAUCAACCCAGAUGUUCUAUAUGAAAUAACAUGUUUUGGUUUGGCUGAUUCUGUUGCUAAGGUCAGGUCAUGUUCAGCUGACAGCCUGAACCACCUCCUGCAGUCACAGCUUUUAAUGACAGAAGGUCUUUGGCAGGAGUUUCUCUUGGCCUUGAUGAAAUCAUUACCAGUGUUACAGGGUUACACAGAUCACACCACACCUCUUGGUCGCAGUCUCUGGUACAUCUUGGAUCCAACCACCACAACUCAUAACCUUCCCUUGUUUGAGAAGUUAAGAGGAAGUCUGAGGCUAAUGUGUCUGUCAGAUAAAAAAUUGAGAAUGGAUGCUGCCAAACAUGUGAAAUGGUUCCUCAGAAGUGAGACAAUGGCAGAAAAUAAACUUCCUGACAACUUUGACGUGGACAAAAUGUCUUCCCUUUUAAUUUUGCCGUCUCCUCAGUUAGUUGAGGAUGACACAAGUCGUUCUGUCUUUAAGGAAGAAGGCCUGAAGCAGGUUUAUGAUAUAUUUACCUCACAUCCUGUAGACCCAGGGGUAAAAAAAUCAGCUGGAGAGCAGAUGGCUAUCAUGUUGAAAGAUCCCCAUCUUCAUGCUGCCUUCAAGUCAUCAGGAGGGGUGGAAGUGGUCUGCUUCAUUGUACAACAUUCUGUACUCAAAAAAGAAGAAAAUGUCCAGGACAACAGUAAUUCUAAUCUCCCUGCCUGUAUAUCUAUACUGCGUUAUUUGACACACUAUGACUAUGCUCUACGACAUACAUUGGCCAAAGACCAACCUUUAUAUUACUCUUUAAUAAGAGUGGGUCUUAUCCAUCAAGAGAGUGAAUCAAUUAGAGCAGAUGUUUCACAUAUUCUAACACUUUUACUGUUUGAUGAGGUUGCCAAGUUUGAUGUUAGUUUUGGCCAGUCCCAGACACCUGGCACAAAGUUCAGCUUGCCAGUUCAGAUUGUUCAAAGAUACAGGGUACCCUUCAAGCCCCAGGUCCACUAUCUGACCAGUCCUAGUGCUAUCACUCUGCCUGAUCCCUCCAAGGACAUAAUGACCACAAGUGGGCCAAGUGAAAUGAUGAAAAUAACCUGGAAUUGUGCAUGGCAAGCUGGUAUUGACCAGUUACUGGACUCAUUCAAAACUCCAUUUUUCUCAGAAACAAAUAAAGAAUUCAGUGACCAAUUAAUUCUGACACCAGUGGAGUGUGAAGUGCUUGAGAUAUCCCACAUACCUUGGUGCUUAAAAAGUAAUAUCUUGACCAUACAGCAAGCUACUGACCACUCCACAGUUAUGGCUGCUGUGGACAGGAUGAUGUCCUACACUACUGCACUCCCAGUGCCACUGGUCAUUCAGUAUUUCUCCAACCAGGAGUGGUUCCUAGUUUUUAACAAGUUCAUGAUGGUGACCCCUACAUCUCAGUCUGACCAAUCCCUGCUGUUACAUAUUCUGAGCUUCAUGAACUCUGUCUUACACUGCCUAAAGCCCAGUGUUGGCUCCCCAUGCCCAGCCCUUGCCUGGCUGAUGGACAAGAUUUACCAGCCUGAGGGACCAAUGAUAAGUCUGUUAAACAAACCAGGAUUACCAGUAGAGCCUGAAUAUAAAAACACUAUCAGACGUUUGAACAAAGAAUUAUUAAACUACCUGACAAGUGUCAAUUUGAGUUUACCAUAUCAACUCAGUUACAGAGUGAAGCCAUUACAACUGAGAGGUGAGAUUGUCAGAACUCUGCAGCGAGGCUUUAAUAUUGGUGAUGCCCCACACUUUUACAAUUUAGCAUCCCUAGAGAGCUCCCUCUUCUGCUUGAUGCACAUCACUGCCAGGCCUGGCUGGAGCUGUGAAUGUGGGUCUAUGGACAGUAUUUCUUUGUGUAAUCAACUUCUCAACAGUCUGCUGGAAGUUGUGUGGUCCUUUCACAUAGGUCGAGGUGGAGCUUCUCGAUCUUAUAUGGGCAAGGGAGUGACCAAGUCCUGCUCUUUGUGUCUGAGACAUCUUGCUUAUGAAAUGAUAACCAAGUCAGAUGACCCAGGUUGGGUCAAAAGUUGGCUCUAUACCAGGCAAGAUCCUAGCAAUGGCGUUGACCAAGGUCUUAAUUGGCUGCUGACUUUGUGGGCUUAUAGAGACCCUGAGGUGCGUGCUGCAGGGUUGGGAAUAGCUGUGGCCUUGACUUCAACUGAAGCUGGUCGUCUGUUGGUGAAUUCUAACUGCAAACAUAUUCCUGGAGGACUCUGGGGAGCAGCAUUCAGCAUUUUGUUGGAUCCAUUGGAAUGUUGUGUGGUUCAACAACAGGCAGCUCUGUUGUUGAUCAAUUUGACAUCCCAGACAAUGCCUAGUGGGAAUGUGGAGACAACUCCUGGAACUUGGCAAGGUCCUGUAGUUAUAGAUCCUGACUGUCAGGUCACUUUGACUGGUAUCAAUGCCCUGGAAGCUCUUCUGGACCACACUAAAUUUUACCUUACUGUCUCAGACAUGGUGACCACAUUUUGUUCUACUUCAUUGGUGCAUCCCUUAUUGGUAACUACUGAUUCCUUUCCUAUCAUGGAGGCGUCUAAUGAUUUGACCAUCUCCAUCUCUUCAAGUGAAACUAGCAGUGCAGAAAAGACAGCAAGGACAGGAUUGACUACAGUGUCCAGCUUAUCUUCUGACUUCACAUUAUCCAACCUGACACCUAGACUCAGAACAACUUUAGAAAAAACUAAAUCCCCUGCCCAGAGAAACACAUUCAGUUCUUCAACCAGCACACAAGCUUCCAUAGAAGACCACGUAUGUGAUUCAGCACAAGGGCAUGGAACUCCACCGUCACAAAGCCUGGCCACACCUGGUCUUCUCUCAGCAGUAGUCACAUUGUUAAGAAAUGUGCUUGUACUCACACCAGAAUCUUGUCUGGACAAAAUGAGGAGCAAGGGAAUACUCUCAUCUCUUAUUAGUCUUGUAAAACCAGGGUUUGUACAAGUGCUGUGUGAUGAGAUGACCAAUGGACAGCCUGGGUCAGCUAGUGCCCUCGUCCUCAUAGAUCUUCUGCAUAUGUUCGAAUCCAUAGCUAAUCUGUUAACUGCCUGUGUAGCCUUGGAUACAAGGUCAAGGCUAGACAUCCUGGACAAUAAGUCUGGCCUAAAAUCUCUGUCUCUGUUGCUUGUGUUGCAGUGGCUAGAAAAGGAUGAUGUGGCCAAAGCCUUUGACAAUGUCUCCCUGAGUGUGCUCAACUUACUGUCAAGUCUACUACAAAAGCGUGAGGUGAGCACAUUGACUACAGUUACACAAGUACUGGGACCAAUAUGGACACCACUUAUAGAAUGUCUUUGCUUAAUACUGGAUGACAGAAGUCUGGAUAAACUGAGCCUACAAUUGGCUUGUUUGGAUUUCCUGACUUUGCUUUGCAGUGAAGAAAGUCUGGCUCUUGUGAAAAAUCCAGAGAGAUUGUUGGAUACGGCUUCUGUGUCAGAACUUUUGGACACCUCACUAGAAGAUGAUAGUCUAGAACAUUUGAAAGAGACAAAAACAACAGGCAGACAGAUUUGUAAAACUCUAGUCCGCUGGUUUGAGUCUGUCAUUAAGAUAAAUGUUGAAGAGAAGGGAACAAAAGAAGCCUCUAGGAAAUUAAAGGUUAUUUCAGCCUUUAAAUCCUUGCUAGCUAUCUCUCAAUCAGCAAAGGAGUUUGCUCUGGACGCUGGUUUGGUUGAGGUUGCAUUAGACUAUUUAAAACAAACUCAUGCUUCACUAAGCCUGGAAACACUGGACAUGGUCAAAGUUGGUGGAAGAAAGGAAGGCCCUUACCUGCAAGAACUUGUUCUCAUGUUUGAUUUCCUACAUAAUUUAAUGUUUAACAAUGCCAAUGUCAAGGUUACUUGCUAUCAUGGUGGUUUGAUAGUGGUUGUACAAAAGUUGUGGGCAUGGUGCCAUCAAGACACAUCAUUAUUAUCCAGUAUUUUGUCCCUACUGACAGUUUAUUCUGCCCACUGCAACAGUGCUGCAGGGUCUCUUUCUUUGCCUAUGUCUGCACAAUCCACAAAGCCAAGUGGGCAGUUGACAAUCCUGCAUGGUGUCCUGAAGCUGGCACAAAGAGAGCUAGACCGAGAUGAGUGCUCACCCAUUCUCAAGCUUACGUUUUCACUUUUAACAAACCUAGUGAUGAAUGCUGAAUGUAGAAACAUUCUCUUAAAGAGUACAUUCUUGAAUCAAUUCUCCCAACUUAACCCCCGUAGAAAAAGAAGCAAGGUCAGAGUUGCUAUAGAUAUGUUGUGGUGUGACCUUCUCACAGCUCUGUCAUUUAGUGUUGAUGGACAACAAAUAAUACUUAAAAUACCAGAUGUAUUGACAGUCUUACUGGACAUGUUGGAGGCAGGAUCAACUCACUGUCAGCACUGCUCUACUCUGAUCAUUAGAAACUUGUGCUGCCACAGUACCAACAAGCCCAAACUUCUUGCAGUUGACAGAUUGAUAGCAGUGCUCAUGGAUCAAAUGGACAAUACUAGUGAUGAGAAGAAACAGCUGGUUGCCAUCUCAGCACUCUGGGCAUUCAUUUAUAACAAUCACAAGGCACGGGUUCAAGUUAAGUUGGCCAAUGUGCUUCCACGUUUGGUUGACCUGCUUCAUGACCUGCAGGCAGGUGGAUCCAAAUCUCAGAUGACUAACAGUAAAUGUGACCUAUUGAAGACUAUUGUAUCUACACUGCGAGACUGACCAUCUAUUGGAAACCUCUUCUUCCAGUCUGUGAUAAUAUUUAUCUGAUAGUACUUAAAUGAUAAUGAGGCAGGUGGUCCAGUGCUAGGCAUUUAAAAUCAUGAGGGUUAGGAGUUUGAAUUAGAUCUCCCUGAGUCCACUCAGUUUUAAUGUAUGCCCCAUAUUUAUUUGUAUAUUUAUUGUUCAUAGCUUGUAAAAAGAAAAUUGACAAUUUAAAAUACUUCUGGUAGUGUAAAUAUUUGUGUCCAAGUAUUUCUUUAGUGGCCAUUUAAACAAUGUUAUUCCAUUCUUAUUUGUUUGUUUUUUUAAUGAAUACUUGUACAUGUUAGUAAAAAGUAAAUAAAAUUUGUUUGCUAAAUGAC